Drosophila melanogaster (fruit fly) is the source of this 646-nucleotide messenger RNA. RefSeq lists its product as uncharacterized. Bases 127 to 399 code for a protein of 90 amino acids. The record is from RefSeq and is marked reviewed. The transcript has 3 exons. Lineage: Eukaryota; Metazoa; Arthropoda; Insecta; Diptera; Drosophilidae.
UUGAUUUUGGUAAGCCCAGAAGGCUUAGAGAACUACAUUGAACAUUACAUUAAACAUUAAACAAAAAUCAUUUCAUAAUAGUGAAAGUUUAAAUUAUUUUGUAAACGAAGCAAAUUUGAUUUUCAAAUGUCGCAAAAAAAAUCGAAUAUUAGCCACCUGGUGAUCCAGUGCAUCGACGCCAUGGAUGGCUUUGCCUCCAAGGAGAUGAUCCUAAAAGCGGUGAGCAAAGCUACAGACAAGAAGUUCUGGAAAAUGGGAAGGCGAAUUGAUGACGCCCUUGAUACGCUAAUCGUUGAUGGUGUGAUCCGCAAACAUAACGACAACUAUUAUUUAAACAUGCUAGAGGAAACAGCAAGUGACAGUCACUGUAACAGUGGCAGUGAUUCAGAUUCAGAUUGAGUUUGGAUUAAGAAGAAUUAGCUGAUAAGCUCGAAAAAUUCGGAUGUAUUCAAAUUGUUGUACAAUUAUUUGCCAUUUUUAAGAAGCUAAAAUUAUAAGUGGCAGGCCUCACUAAAUUCAAACUUUCCAAGUGAAGCGAUGUAAAUUCAUUUCGUUGUUUUGUUAGGAAUACAAUUACAAGGAAUUUUUUAUUCAACGUUUAUAUGUACAAUACAUAAAUAAAUACGAUUCGUUUGCACGUAAGAUC